AUGGGCUCAGAAGGGCCUUAUUCAGGCAAGGGCUAUGGAGGAGGAGAUAUCUUCGUCGGCGCAGCCCGUCCUUUUGGCGUGGCGAAGGUGGGUAUCGACACGACGGCUGCGAAUUGGAGCCUGGCAGUCCUCAACGGGGGCUGGACGCCCGAUGGGAAUGUCACGGCGAUCACGAUGAUGCAUGAAAGUGGUACGGGAGGUGCACCCAAGUAUGGGAUCAUCCCCCAAAUGCCGCUCACAUCCAUUGCGCCUCCGGUUGGUAACGAUACAGCCAGUGUGGGAUACUUUGCCACGAAACUGCAAAAUGGCGUUCAAAUUGAGCUCUCUGCUUCUCGCCAUGCCGGAAUCGUUCAGUACGGCUUUCCCGAGGGUGAAAAGCAUGUACUGGUUGAUCUUUCUCACUAUCUUCCUGGGUCUCCCAAAGACCCAAACGGCCAGUUCUACGUUGCCGGUGAAAUUCAAUUAGAGGAAGAAGGGCAAGCAUACACAGGCUAUGGGACUUAUAUCGGGGGCUGGAACAACGGAGCUCCGUUCACGGUCUACUUCUACGGCGAAUUUUCCACAGCUCCAGAGACAGCCCAGACGUUUUCCGGCAGGAAUACCGAGCCGAUGCCACGAUACCAGGGAUUUGCCAACGACGCCGUCAGCGAGCCAGUAUAUGGCAAUGUGACUGAUAAGAAAGCUACCUCUGGGCUCAUGAAUGAUCGCAUCGGUGCGCUUUUCAGUUGGGAUAUCACAUCGAACGCACAGAUCUCUUCGAAAAUAGGUAUAUCAUUCAUCUCUGUGGAGAAGGCUCGCGCCUACGUUGAAUCAGAGAUCCCUUAUUGGAGUCUGAAAGACACGGUGCAAUCAGCCGUGGAAGAGUGGAAUCGAGAUGUUUUCAGCAGGACCCGCGUUGCACUGGACGAGACCGCAAACCUGACGCAUGUGCGGCUGCUCUACAGUUCUCUCUACUUCAUGCAUUUGAUGCCAUCCGAUCGGACGGGCGAGAAUCCGCUUUGGCAGUCAGAUGAGCCGUACUGGGACGAUUUCUAUACUAUGUGGGAUAUUUUCCGCUGCACAACCAGCUUCUACCAUAUAUACCAGCCUGACUACUACGAGUCUAUGAUUCGAGGUCUGAUUGAUAUCUGGAGACAUCAAGGCUUUCUACCAGAUGGGCGCUCAGAAAACUGGAAUGGAUUGGUCCAAGGCGGUUCCAAUGCUGAUAAUGUACUGGCUGAUGCCUACACCGACGCUGAGGUGAUUCCAUACAAAACGUGGGACCCCACAGACCCCUCUGCCAGCACCAAAGAAGGACGUGGGGCCCUAGGUGACUGGCUUGAGCUCGGAUACGUCUCGCAAGAUCGCAAUACAAGAUGUAUAUCCAGAACUGUGGAGUACAGCCUGAAUGAUUUCGCGUUGAGCCAGGUCGCCGCCGGAGAGACGCCUAGUGAUCAGGGAAAGUAUCUGAACCGUUCCGCUGGAUGGCAGAAGAUAUGGAGCCCCAACGUCCAGAGCCUGAACUUCACUGGAUUCCUGGCACCCAGGUUUUCCAACGGCACAUUUAAUAGCAGUGCUUAUGAUCCGCGCUACUGUGACGAGUGCGAAUGGUUGGACUACACAUAUGAAGCUACUCUCAUUGACCUCAUGGGCGGCGCGGACACAUUCGAAUCUCGACUCGACCUGAUGUUUGCACCCAACAUGUCCGUCCAAGAUCUCGGACCGAACGGAGCAGGCAUUACCACGAUCAUCAACAUUGGCAACGAGCCUGACUUUGCGACACCGUACCUAUACAACUACAUCAACAAGCAAGCAAAAAGUGUGCAGAGGUCCCGGGGUCUCGGAUACCAAUAUUUCAACGACGCACCUUACGGGAUCCCCGGCAACAGUGACGCAGGAGCCAUGAACUCAUGGCUGUUGUGGCAGCUGAUGGGAAUCUACCCGGUGGUUACCCAGCCAGUCUAUCUGAUUGCCUCGCCAUGGUUUCCGGAACUUAACAUGACCAUCAACGGGAACCAGACCCUACGGAUCAUUGCGAACAAUCUGCACGAGGGCUACUAUGUGCAGAGCGUGAAGAUCAACGGCCAGACCUGGACUAAGAACUGGUUCGAGCAUGAGGACAUCAUGGCACGCGGUGGCACGAUCGAGUUCGAGCUGGGCCCCAACAUGACGGCUUGGGACACGGGUAGUGUGCCCCCUUCUCCGGGACAUCGCAGAGUGUGAAAGAUGAUCGCCUCGCGCGCGUCUCGACUACUCAAGCCACAUGUGGGUGUCCGCGUUGAUGCCUAUUUUUGGA
Aspergillus saccharolyticus JOP 1030-1 is the source of this 2275-nucleotide messenger RNA. RefSeq lists its product as uncharacterized. The record is from RefSeq and is a predicted model, not a curated record. Lineage: Eukaryota; Fungi; Ascomycota; Eurotiomycetes; Eurotiales; Aspergillaceae. Gene Ontology annotation, cellular component: cytosol; nucleus. Bases 1 to 2202 code for a protein of 733 amino acids. Gene Ontology annotation, biological process: protein quality control for misfolded or incompletely synthesized proteins; glycoprotein catabolic process; protein deglycosylation. The transcript is spliced from 12 exons. Gene Ontology annotation, molecular function: peptide-N4-(N-acetyl-beta-glucosaminyl)asparagine amidase activity; carbohydrate binding.